AUGAGCACAGGUCAUCUGGGGAGCAAGAGGCUGGCUCCCGAAGCUUUCUGUCUCUUGUUUCUCUCAGAAACCAGGGUCCUUGUGUUGCCGUGGUUACCAACGGUCCCCGAACACAGACUUCUGGCAGUUGGACAUUUAGCCACUGAGACGCAGGAUCUGAAGGAUUUUUUUUUUAUGGCUCAGGAGUUGGCAACACCUCUUUCACGUGGGCAGCCACCAGAGCAGAGCGUUACACAGACCACAGCAUAUCCCUGGGAUGAGGGAGACCUGCAAUUUGCGCCUUGGAAUGCCAUGGUGCCCUCAUUCUCCAGCAGCUCCGAAUCAAGCCUGAGUGUCUCUGUGGGCUAUUUCCCCUGUGAGGACACCUUCUCCUAUGAAAACACCAUCUCCAAUGAAGACACACCUCCUGAGGGCCCUUCAGGUCACUUUGUCCCUCCUCUCCAAGGAACAUGGCGGACUGAAAACAUAGGGAGACUCCUGGGGAGGCGAGACCAGACACAGGAUGACCCAGAGCAGUUCUGCAAACUAAGCAUCACCCUGGCCUGGGAUGUGGACGUGGCCUCUGACAAUUCAGACUCGACGGCUAACUGGGACCCAAGAGGAGACAAUCAGUGGACAGACAAGUGUCCCAAAGAGAAGACACCACUGACCCGCAGCAAACUGGAUGGUCUUGUGCAAAAGCUCGAGGAAUUUCUGGAGAACCAGAAAGAGGACGAAGAUGAUGACUCUCUGUUUCCUGAAUCUGCGCGGGAGGAAGAGGCCCAGCUGCCCAGCAGCUCCCCUCCAGGUAUGGCUCAGGUCAGUCAUCGAGAAGAUGACACUUGUCAAGACUUGGCCACGUUCAACCCAGCAGAGAAGGAAGAUGUCAUCCAGUUUCCACAGACUCCUCCAAGGCCUUGGAGACAUGAGCUUGCUGAGAUAAUAAGCCAGGCAACCGGCAGCCAGAGGACCAGAACUGCAGGGACGUCCUCCCCAGUCCCAGUCUCAGCAGGUCCACCAGAGGAGGAGGACACUGCCUCCUGCACACGAGCCCUCUCCUGUCUGCACUUGGGGUGGAUCUUCCGCUGGCUAAGGCAGCAAGUCCUCUCCUCACGUUUGAGGAGAGGGCACCCCAAGAAGGCCACGGAGAGCUCCCGUCAGCUGCCACAAAAGGCAAGAUUCUCUCACAGAAGCAAGAGAAUCCAACCUCAAGAACCCCUCAAAUUAGGACACCCUGUAUCGCCAGACUUUUAAACUUUUUGACAGCCCCUAUUCUCCAGUUCC
Molecule: messenger RNA, 1263 nt
Organism: Camelus dromedarius (Arabian camel)
Lineage: Eukaryota; Metazoa; Chordata; Mammalia; Artiodactyla; Camelidae
Gene: C25H12orf71
Product: chromosome 25 C12orf71 homolog
Exons: 3
Coding region: 1-1233 (410 amino acids)
Source: RefSeq, a predicted model, not a curated record